Radiomyces spectabilis is the source of this 403-nucleotide messenger RNA. RefSeq lists its product as uncharacterized. The coding region runs from base 36 to 257 and encodes 73 amino acids. The transcript has a single exon. Lineage: Eukaryota; Fungi; Mucoromycota; Mucoromycetes; Mucorales; Radiomycetaceae. The record is from RefSeq and is a predicted model, not a curated record.
CUGUUUUCUUAAACACCCUCUUUUCUUUUAACAAAAUGGAUAUUGGUCAAACAAAGAACCCUUUUUCGAGAGACAGCAGCAAAGACACCAAGAAUCCCAGUGAUACGGGAUCCGGUUUAUUCAAAGCGGGCGACUAUGACACCAAGAAAUCUGGUACAACGCACAACGCCGAACAAGGCUCCUUGAUAGGCCAGACGGGCGAAUCCAUGAAGCAAGGUGCCAAACAUGUGGGUGACAAACUUUCUGGUAAACAGUGAGCCCGUAUGCAAAAAAAAAAAACCUACUUUCCUUUCAACAAAAUCUAUUUCACCCUCCAAUUCGCUGUUGUUCAUUCUUCGUUUAUGCAAUCCACAAUUAUUUUCAUCAUUUGCAAUAAAUACUACGCAAUCCUUUCAAAGUUACA